UAGAAAUUUUGGAUUAUUCAAAGGCUGCAGGUCUAAGAAUUAAAAUGAGUGGAAAAAUUAUUGUUUGGAUUGUAUUUCUGACACUGAUAACCUUAACCUUUGGAAGAAAGGAAACAUGUCCUCCUGAAGAAAACUUUUUCGAAGGUUGCGUCUGCGAUUGGAUGAAGGGAGUUACUUGCAAUGAUAUUAUGAGUCCUCAAAGUUUGCAUGCAAUUAUGAAUGUUCUCGAUGGAUAUGCAGUUUCUUCAUUUAAAUUGAUCGGGGCAUUUCUAAUGUAUUUACCGAAAGGAAUGUUCAGAAGGAUACCGAUCAAAUCAUUAGAAGUUCAAAACAGCGAGAUCUUAGGUUGGGAAACAGAAGAUGGAUCGAAGAUGUUUGAAGGGGUCGAAGACAGUUUAGAAAAAAUUUAUAUGUAUCAAGUGACAGGAUUGACUUCGUGGAGAUGGUCCGUCUUUUCCACGUUAAAAAAUUUAAAAUAUUUAAUGGUUAGAAGAGCGGAAGUUGGCCAGAUCGGUGAAGAUUUUGCUUUGGUAGCCUCUACAAAAUUAAAAGAACUGUAUUUGGAUUAUGCUAACAUUAAGAGCAUACAUCAAGAAGCUUUCGUUAAACAAGAAGAAUUGGAAAAGAUAAGUUUGAGUGGUAACGAUAUCACGGAAUUAAAGCGCUCCAUGUUUCCCAAUCCAGCAAAAAAAUUAACAGAUAUUGAACUUACCGAUAACAAAUUGAAGUCUCUACCAGAUGACAUAUUCACUGGGAUGCCAGAAUUGCUUCGUGUAAUUUUACUGAACAACAAAAUACAACGGCUAUCAGAAAAUACAAUUUAUCCUCUUUCGAGAAGACAGUGGAUUAUGAAUUUGAUUGCUAACGAUUUAUAUUGUUGUUCGGAUAUGAAAUGGGUUGUCGAGCAAGAUUUCCAGAAGCAUAUUAUUGGAACCUGUCAACAUCCACACGCUUUGAUGAAUAAGAAGAUCGGAGAAUUAACUGAAAUCGACUUUACUCACGAUAGUGCCUUAAGAAAGUACCUUACUUGGGUUGUGUUGUUAACUCUUUGCAAGACAAUAAAAACAAGGAAAGCAGGCUGUCCUCCAGAGGAAAAGAUGCCACGUUGUGUUUGCGACUGGCCUAGAGGAAUAAUCUGUAACGGUAUCAUGAGUCAUCAAGAAUUGAACAUAAUAAUGGAUGCUCUUUCUGAAUAUAAAGUUUCUACACUCAGAUUGAACAGAGCAAUUCUGAUGUAUCUUCCAAGUGGGAUGUUCAAAGAAGUUCCAAUUAGAGCAUUAGACAUUAGAAAAAGUGAUGUUCUAGGCACAGAAAGCGAAGAUGGAUCGGUAAUGUUUGAAGGCGCGGAAGAUAGUUUACAAGUCAUUCGUUUGUUUUCUGUGAAAGGAUUGAAUUCUUGGAGAUGGAUCGUACUUUCCACAUUGAAAAAUCUACAGUUUUUGUAUAUUUUAAGAGGCGAGUUGGGCUACAUCGAUAAAGAUUUUACAAUGGUCGCACCGGAGACAUUAACCCAGUUAAGGCUGGAAUUUUGUGAAAUAAGAAGCCUUGAUAAGCACGCAUUUUCAAAGCACAUAAUGUUAAAGGAACUAAGUUUGCAGGACAACGAAUUAACGGAAAUUAAACGUUCUAUGUUCCCAUUACCAGCUUCACAUUUGAUGGAUUUGCUUCUUGAUGAAAAUAAACUGAGCACCCUUCCAGCAGACAUGUUUACGGAUAUGCCAGCUUUGUACAAAAUUUCUUUAAAAAAUAAUAAAAUUAAACAUCUUUCUCUCGAUACUUUCAAACCUCUUACAGGAAGAGAGUUCAGCAUCAUUCUAAAUGGGAACGAUCUUUAUUGCUGCUCCGAUUUCUCUUGGAUCGUAAAGGAUGACGUGCAAAAAUACUUUGAAGGUGAAUGCAAACAUCCACAAGUCGUGGAUGGAAAAAAGAUAAAAGAUAUCAAAGGAAAAGAUUUUUUACAUAAACUCUGUUAGAGUUGCUGUCGUUUCUAAAGAAAUAAAGUCGUUUAAGAUAUAAAAUAUGAAAAAUAUGUAAAUAUAAUUAAUGUAUUACUUGUGUUAGAUAAGGUUUUUCAAGUAAUAAACACGUAUGUUAAUUUGAUUAAUGAUAGACACUUGAACAUGUACAACUAGCAACUUGAUGAGCAUAUUGAACACGUCUUUUAACACUUUGUGGACACUGCAUUUAAAUGAAGUUAGGCCAAAACUGAUACUUC
Messenger RNA from Centruroides sculpturatus (bark scorpion), 2215 nucleotides. RefSeq lists its product as uncharacterized. The record is from RefSeq and is a predicted model, not a curated record. Lineage: Eukaryota; Metazoa; Arthropoda; Arachnida; Scorpiones; Buthidae. The coding region runs from base 45 to 1973 and encodes 642 amino acids. Gene Ontology annotation, molecular function: protein binding. The transcript is spliced from 10 exons.